ACAUAUCCCAUCCCCAAAAACCCUAAACUAUUAAACCCAACCAAAAAUUAAAAAAACAUGGAAGAAAUGGCAAUGGGGUUUCGAUUCUUCCCAACCGAAGAAGAACUCAUCUCAUUCUAUCUCAACAACAAGCUCGAGCUAGAAGAGGACAAGGCUAGCAACAUUCAUCGUGUGAUACCGAUCCUCGACAUCUACCGCCUCGACCCGUGGCAACUCCCGUCUCACUGCGGGGAGCUGUGCCACGGGGACACGGAGCAGUGGUUCUUCUUCAUGCCGCGGCAGGAGAGGGAGGUGCACGGGGGGAGGCCGAGCCGCACCACGGCCUCCGGGUACUGGAAGGCAACCGGGUCCCCGAGCCACGUGUAUUCUUCGGAGAAUAAGGUGAUUGGGGUGAAGAAGAGCAUGGUGUUCUACAAGGGGAAGGCUCCCACGGGGAGGAAGACUAAGUGGAAAAUGAAUGAAUAUAGGGCUAUUAAGGAAGACCCUACUAGCUCAACGCCUAUGUUGAGGCACGAAAUGUGUUUGUGUCGGGUUUAUGUCGUGUCGGGGAGCUCGAGGGCGUUCGAUCGGCGCCCUACUAGCGUGGGGGAGACCUCUUCAGCCGGAGUUGUGAAGUAAAAUCGUGUAGCGAUUUUAGUAUAGUUUGUGGCGUUAACAAGUUUUAUUUCAUGUUACUAAUUACUGAAAAUGUGGGGUUUAAUAGAAAAUGAUUUAGAACAGUGCUUAUAUACACGUUGUACAUUAAUUAAUGCAAGGAAAUUGUCGUCUAUUAAAAUUAGUUACAGUAAUUGUGGUAAGUUUCUCUCUUUAAUAAAGUUAAUCCCAUUUUUUCACUAUCUAAAGCACAUUUUCUCUCUA
This is a messenger RNA of Salvia hispanica, 858 nucleotides long. It is a transcript of the gene NAC090, whose product is annotated as NAC domain containing protein 90. The record is from RefSeq and is a predicted model, not a curated record. Gene Ontology annotation, molecular function: DNA binding. Lineage: Eukaryota; Viridiplantae; Streptophyta; Magnoliopsida; Lamiales; Lamiaceae. Gene Ontology annotation, biological process: regulation of DNA-templated transcription.